Botrytis sinoallii is the source of this 2466-nucleotide messenger RNA. RefSeq lists its product as uncharacterized. The transcript has 2 exons. Bases 848 to 1855 code for a protein of 335 amino acids. Gene Ontology annotation, biological process: mitochondrial L-ornithine transmembrane transport. Gene Ontology annotation, molecular function: L-ornithine transmembrane transporter activity. Lineage: Eukaryota; Fungi; Ascomycota; Leotiomycetes; Helotiales; Sclerotiniaceae. The record is from RefSeq and is a predicted model, not a curated record.
AUUUCUUCCAUCACAUUGUCUUGUCAAUCCUUUUCAUCACCAUGACUGCCAACACCUCCUGAUCUUGCCUGAUCUAUUAAAUCCCCAGCUUUCUUGAAGACGCAGGACGGGACCGACUGCCAACCUGGAAGAAAAAGUUGUUUCGAUUGUGGAGACUUUCGCAGAUUUUCAAUCUGAUAAAAAAAUAGCUCCAUCCUCCCCCCCACCUCACUUGGAAGUUGACAGCCCUCCGAAGAUGAUACUACGAUAAUCGGACUUCACUUUCCUAUCCACGACAUUCAAACCUUCGAAAUAACUCCACUAGUACCACUCUCGAGCCACUACACAUAUAUCUAUUACCUUGGCACACCCAGUCUACGCUGUCUACCAUGUUCUUCUAGCAAUGUGGUUGGCUUGUUGGGGAUCAAUUCUUCCUUCUUCGUUUGUGGGUCGCACUCUGAUUUUAUAAUUAUUACGAGUUCACGGCAAUAAAUUACGAGAAAGUAAGAGAGACCUGGGUGUUACCCAUUGUUGGAGAGAAAAUCUUGCCCGCAGAAGACCGCAGAUAUCUUGCAAACAAUCACGCAAAUCAACUGUUUCCUUACCUUGCAACUGUUACUCAUUUGCAGCGUGGAACAGCAACCUCAUUAUCCACACGGCACACAAGGAAUCCCAAAUCUGCCGUGUCGCCUCAACUUACAAAGAGCUAUUCCAAUCCCCUUCCUCCUUUCGGGACUCAUUUCUCAAUUGAAGUGGCAGAAAGUCGAACCCAAAGGAUACACACAUUGAUACAGUCAAAUAACAGUUUAUAACUCUACUGGAAACAUCUUCCUUUACUUUCUCAUAAGCAAACUACGACCCAGCCAUAAUGGCAGCAACUAUGACAGCGGAAUUCACUCCCGACACACCACAGAAAGUAGUAUCCAAGGGAAAAGAGGCUCUAAUGAAUUCUAUUGAGGAUUGCCUCUACGGUUCCAUUGCUGGAGUAGCUGGAAAAUAUAUCGAAUAUCCUUUUGACACAGUGAAAGUUCGAUUACAAUCACAACCCUAUCAUCUUCCUUUACGUUAUACUGGACCUCUUGAUUGUUUCAAACAAUCGAUUCGCAGCGAUGGGUUCUUAGGAUUAUACAGGGGCAUUAGUGCUCCACUCGUCGGUGCUGCUCUAGAGACUAGCAGUCUUUUUGUUUGGGAACAAGCAAGUAGGGAAGCACUUCUCAAGGCUGGAGUAUACAAGAGAGAUCAACCACUUCCUCUGGAGGCAUUGUGGAUGACUGGUGCACUAUCCGGCGCCCUUACUUCUUUAAUCCUCACUCCUAUUGAAUUGGUCAAAUGCAAAAUACAAGUUCCGGCGACCGCGCCAAAUGGUUCAGCUCCCGUCGCUGCAAAAACAGUCUCAUCAGUCAUUCGCGAGGUUUGGCACCACCAAGGCAUUCGUGGUUUUUGGAAUGGGCAGCUAGGCACUUUGAUCCGUGAAACGGGUGGAUGCGCCGCGUGGUUCGGUAGCAAAGAGACAGUCACUUCUCUUUUCCGAAAGCUGAACGCUAAAAAUAGCCCCCAAAGUUCUUCCUCCGUUCUAUCUACUGAACUAGUACCUUUACCUUUCUGGCAACAAGCUCUCGCUGGUGCCUCAGCAGGCAUGUCUUAUAAUUUUCUCUUCUUUCCCGCAGACACCAUCAAAUCUCGCAUGCAAACCGCCUCUACUUCAUCUACAGCACCACGUACUACAUUCAUCCAAGAAGGUGCUCUUCUUUGGAAAAAACAUGGUCUGAAAGGCAUGUAUCGAGGUUGCGGUAUCACAGUUAUGCGAUCGGCACCUAGCUCUGCAUUCAGAUUCAUGAUUUAUGAUGGAUUAAAGAGCCGUUUUCAUCUUUCUUAGUACUUAUUUCCCCAUUUGAUUACUUACGGCACGACGCGCAUGUACAUAGAAUUGGAAUCUUUGCCGCUUUCCACUUUCCAUAUCAUAUUAUACCAUAAAAGGUGGCCGGAUAUAUAAAAAUCGAACUCGGGUCUCUUUUUUUUGGCUUUCGGUUAUGAAAAUCUUGAAAAUUAAUUGGGGGCGGGCGUUGGAGAGGCGUUCAGGGAUAUCAUAUCAUAGAUCUGUAUAGUCGUUCGGUUGACUCGGAAAGGAGGGGUAGGGGUGAGAGUGAGAUAAGCAGAGCUCAAGUGAAUUCCUGAGCAUUGAAGGAUUCACAGCUAUCGUGUCGAGUUGGAAAAACUUGAAACUGGAGCAAGUCAGCUUUUGAGCGUUGCAUUUUAUAUAUAUAUGUCAUAGACGGGACUGGAUGAGAUAGCAUGGAGUAAUGUGGGAUUAUAGAAUUUAGAAAUUAGAACUUGUUUUGAGAAUGAAGUGUUUUGUUUUGUUUAGAUUGGGUUUUCUUUUGUGUGUUUAGUUUGGUUUGGUGUUUGGGUGGUUUAGAUUUGGUGAUAUUGAUAUUUGUUGACUGGUAGGUAGGUAGGUGGGUAUGGUAUGAUAUGAUUAGUUGAAUA